This is a messenger RNA of Sphenostylis stenocarpa, 2019 nucleotides long. NCBI's taxonomy places the organism in Eukaryota, Viridiplantae, Streptophyta, Magnoliopsida, Fabales, Fabaceae. The record is from the annotation of a GenBank genome assembly.
AUGGGAGAGGUAGAGCGUGGAGGUUGUUGUCCUCCGAUGGAUCUGUUCCGUUCGGAGCCGAUGCAACUGGUUCAGCUCAUCAUCCCUAUCGAAUCCGCUCACCGCACUGUCACCUACCUCGGCCAGAUUGGCCUUCUUCAGUUCAAAGAUCUCAAUGCAGAUAAGAGUCCUUUUCAACGGACCUAUGCAACUCAGAUAAAAAGAUGUGGAGAGAUGGCUCGCAGAUUGCGUUUUAUCAAGGAGCAAAUGUUGAAGGCAGGUGUUUCACCGAAAGAUCCCAGAACACUAGAUGAUGUGAACAUUGAUGACCUUGAGGUAAAACUUAUAGAAAUUGAGUCAGAGUUAACUGAGAUGAAUGCAAAUGGUGAGAAGUUGCAACGGUCGUAUAAUGAGCUUGUGGAGUAUAAGCUUGUUCUACAGAAGGCUGUUGGGUUUUUCUACUCAGCUCAAAGCUGUGCCAUGGAGCAGCAGAGAGAAUAUGAAUCACGUCAUCUGGGGGAUGAAUCUAUGGAAACACCUUUAUUACAGGACCAAGAAUCGUCAGGUGAUUCAUCAAAGCAAGUUAAGUUGGGGUUUUUAGCAGGUCUUGUUCCCAGGGAAAAGUCCAUGGUUUUUGAGAGAAUUUUAUUUCGUGCUACUAGAGGAAAUGUAUUUUUAAGGCAGGUUACUGUUGAGGAUCCUAUCACAGAUCCUGUUUCUGGAGAAAAGACUGAGAAAAAUGUAUUUGUGGUCUUCUAUGCUGGUGAAAAAGUAAAAGCCAAGAUUCUGAAAAUAUGUGAAGCCUUUGGUGCCAAUCGCUACCCUUUUGCUGAGGAACUUGGAAAACAAGCUCAAAUGAUCACAGAGGUUUCCGGAAGACUUUUAGAAUUGAAGACCACUAUAGAUGCUGGACUACUGCAUCGGAAUAACUUGCUAAAUACUAUCGGGGCUCAAUUUGAGCAAUGGAAUGAUCUUGUGAGGAAGGAGAAAUCUGUUCAUCAUACCCUGAACAUGCUGAGCCUUGAUGUGACUAAAAAAUGUCUUGUGGCUGAGGGGUGGAGUCCUGUUUUUGCUACUAAGCUGAUCCAGGAUGCAUUACAUCAUGCAGCAUUGGACUCUAAUUCUCAAGUUAAUGCCAUUUUCCAAGUUUUGCAAACCAGGGAGUUGCCCCCUACCUAUUUUCGCACAAAUAAAUUCACUUCUUCUUAUCAAGGAAUUAUCGAUUCAUAUGGGGUUGCUAAGUAUCAGGAGGCAAAUCCUACUGUGUAUACUGUAGUUACCUUUCCAUUUCUUUUUGCUGUAAUGUUUGGUGAUUGGGGGCAUGGAAUAUGUUUACUAUUGGCGGCUCUAUAUUUCAUAUUCCGGGAGAGGAAACUUUCUCGCCAGAAGCUUGAUGACAUCACGGAGAUGACUUUUGGAGGUCGUUAUGUUAUUUUGUUGAUGGCGCUGUUCUCAAUCUACACUGGUUUUAUCUAUAAUGAGUUCUUUUCCGUUCCAUUUGCACUCUUUGCCCCCUCUGCGUAUGAUUGUCGUGACCUUUCUUGCAGGGACGCUACAACAGUGGGCUUGAUAAAAGUGCGUGACACUUACCCUUUUGGAGUGGAUCCUGUAUGGCACGGUACACGAAGUGAACUACCAUUUCUGAACUCAUUGAAAAUGAAAAUGUCAAUUCUUCUUGGAGUUGCUCAAAUGAACCUUGGAAUUGUGAUGAGCUAUUGCAAUGCCAUAUUCUUUAGAAACAGCGUGAAUGUGUGGUUCCAGUUCAUUCCCCAGAUGAUAUUUCUAAACAGUCUAUUUGGAUACCUAGCCCUUCUUAUUAUUGUCAAGUGGUGUACUGGUUCUCAAGCUGAUUUGUACCAUAUUCUGAUAUACAUGUUCCUUAGCCCGACUGAUGAUUUGGGUGAGAACCAACUCUUUGUUGGCCAGAAAAAUUUGCAGCUUGUGCUUUUGCUUCUGGCUCUUGUCUCUGUCCCCUGGAUGCUGUUGCCAAAACCUUUUAUUUUAAAAAGGCAGCAUGAAGCUGUAUGCUUGCUUUUAUAG